AUGGCUUUCCGUAUCAUGAAACGCCCGAUUGUCAAACAAGAACCGUCCGCCCCAGCAGGGCCUCAUCCCAAGAACCCAAUACCUCGCGAUCAGAUCCCCGAGGCAAGGACCCACGACCGACUUGGGCCUCCCACUCAACCUGCAAACCAUCACGCUCCCCGAGCUACAGAACGCAUUGUCGGUCAGCCGAAGAGCUACGCUGGUGGUGGUGGUGGUGGCAGGCAAACGCUCCGAAAUGACGGUACUCACCUGGGCUACGACCCACAGCCAAGUUCCACCCUCAGAAGGGAUUUGGACAUGGCGGAAGAAUCGCUGUCCGUGAAACACACGGAGCUGCAGCAGCACAUGCUCUCUUGGGCACGGUAUUAUCACGAUCGAAUCCCAUGGGCUGAAGGCUGGAUGGCGGACCGAUGGAGCGAAAGGUUCGAAGAGGACAGAUGGAGAGCCGAGAGAAUAUUCUGCGAAGAUGAGGAUAAGCGGCUCGCAAGGGAAAAAUUUGAUAGGGAGACGUCCCUGCAGAGGUCUGAGCGCGACUGGGACGUGCUCCUGGAUAGAUAUGAAGAAGACCGGAGGCAACUCUCAGAGAUGCGACGCCUCGUGGAAGAGGACGAAUGA
Fonsecaea nubica is the source of this 615-nucleotide messenger RNA. RefSeq lists its product as hypothetical. NCBI's taxonomy places the organism in Eukaryota, Fungi, Ascomycota, Eurotiomycetes, Chaetothyriales, Herpotrichiellaceae. The transcript has 2 exons. Bases 1 to 615 code for a protein of 204 amino acids. The record is from RefSeq and is a predicted model, not a curated record.